AUGAGGUUCAGGAUACAGGGGAUAGACCAUCGAAGAGCUGGUUCAUCCACGCAGGAUAUUCCAGGAACGCCUGCGCGCGAUGCAGAAACUAAAUGUAUCGUUUGGUAUUUGAUCGAGGCGCCUGGUUUUAACAUAGUGGAUGCCAUUUCACUGUCUCCCAAUGAGCGCAUCCUCGCAGGUACACCACUGCUCCUGGACAACACAGUAUAUUUAUGGAACCUCGAAAACGAUCAACUUAUCAAAAUACUAGAUCAUGCUGAAGAAUUGGAGUACCCUGCUCAGCCUACCUUUUCUGCAGAUGGAAAGUUCCUUAUCACUAGCUGCGAAGGCUACCUAUACAGAUGGGAUGUUUUCGCUAUCGUCAAAGAAGCUGGCAUUCCGUUAGAUAUUCUUGAUGCUACACCGCAACCAGCUCCGAAGUUACAAGGUGCUCCUCGAAUACCUCCAGGAUUUUUUGAUGAUGCCCUGCGAGAGGCUAAUGCGCGCAUCCGUCUAUCCCAAUCCCAUGGGCCGCAUGUCCACCUCACCUCAGCACCACAUCAACGCACCUUCGAUCGCUUUCACUCAUUCUGGCAGCACUUGAAGUCUCAGAGAGAACCUGGUCACCAUACUGCAUCUCGGUCCCACCCUCUUCGCUGGAAUCAAAACCUAGUAUCUGGUAUACUUCGCAGGCGAGAUGGAUCAGACAUUCAGUUGCAAGAGGUCGAGGUCCCUUACACAGCAGGAAAGCCUAGGAACUAUCACGCAAGAAAGAAGAAGCCCAUUGCCAACUCAUCUCGACCUUCUAAUAUUCAUACCACGCAGCAACCCAAUGGAGCAGCACAAAGUACACCAACGUCAUCACCGCUACCACCCCCAGCUGCCACUGCCACUGCCACUUCCUCGACAAUUUUCGCUGUCGCUGGUACUGCCGGGGUAACGGGAACACCCUCGCGUCCCCAUAUCAUUGGUGCUGGAUGGCGCGCUCGUUUUGUGGGCUGGCUUUGCUGCAUGCCUAUCCAGAACACAGGCGGCCACCAUUAG
Molecule: messenger RNA, 1023 nt
Organism: Suillus bovinus
Lineage: Eukaryota; Fungi; Basidiomycota; Agaricomycetes; Boletales; Suillaceae
Exons: 5
Coding region: 1-1023 (340 amino acids)
Molecular function (GO): protein binding
Source: RefSeq, a predicted model, not a curated record